Fusarium verticillioides 7600 is the source of this 1519-nucleotide messenger RNA. Its product is annotated as 2-oxoisovalerate dehydrogenase E1 component, beta subunit. NCBI's taxonomy places the organism in Eukaryota, Fungi, Ascomycota, Sordariomycetes, Hypocreales, Nectriaceae. Gene Ontology annotation, molecular function: catalytic activity. Gene Ontology annotation, biological process: response to nutrient; branched-chain amino acid catabolic process. The coding region runs from base 191 to 1405 and encodes 404 amino acids. The record is from RefSeq and is a predicted model, not a curated record. The transcript has 2 exons.
GCUUGACAUCACCUUCACCGAGGAUCAAUCAAUCAAUAAGCCUCCUUCGGCUGGCUUUGGAUAUCUAAGGUAUAAUCAUUCUGCUACAACUCAGCUGCUACUACUCCUCUGACAUGCCAUUCAAAUUGAAUCUCUAAUCACCCAUCUCCUGCCAUUACCACCUGUGAACAUUGCCAGUCCAUCCAUCGCCAUGAAGCAUCGUGUUAUUCACCAAUUCAAGAGGGCACACGUCGUCAGCAAUCCCUCGACUGCACGACUCUCACUUGCGCUUCCUGUAGGGCGAAAGUGCUACUCGACACACCCGCCGAAUGCCAAACUAAAUCUGCCUGUCGACUAUGGCACAACUCCUCUCCUCGCACAUAACUCACAGGCUGCUUUGAGCCACAAGGAGCUGCCUGAAAGCAUUCGAAAUGGCCCGACCAAGAAGAUGAACCUGUUUCAGGCCCUCAACGACGCGAUGGGAAUUGCACUGGCUGAGGAUGAGUCUGUGGUCAUUUUUGGAGAGGAUGUUGCUUUUGGUGGUGUUUUCAGAUGUACUAUGAACCUGGCCGAAACCCAUGGUGCCGAGAGAGUAUUCAAUACUCCCCUUACAGAACAGGGUAUCAUGGGAUUCGGCAUUGGUCUUGCUGCGGAAGGCAUGCGGCCUAUUGCUGAGAUUCAGUUUGCCGACUACGUCUACCCAGCUUUCGAUCAAUUAGUCAACGAGGCCGCCAAGUUCAGAUAUCGUGACGGGUCCUGCGGGCGAAGUGUGGGUGGCUUGACAGUACGAAUGCCCUGCGGUGGUGUUGGUCACGGAGGUCUCUACCAUUCACAGUCUCCCGAGAGUCUGUUUACACAUAUUCCUGGACUGAAGGUCAUCAUGCCAAGGUCGCCAGCUCAAGCCAAGGGUCUCCUCCUGGCCGCAAUUCGCAGCAACGAUCCCUGCGUGUUUAUGGAACCCAAGAUCCUGUACCGCGCCGCCGUCGAGCAAGUUCCUGUUGGUUCAUACGAACUCCCACUAUCAAAGGCCGAGAUUCUCAAGGAAGGCAAGGAUGUCACUAUCGUCUCAUACGGUCAACCCCUCUACCUAUGCCAAAACGCCAUCAAGCAGGCAGAGCAGGACCUAGGCAUCUCUGUUGAGUUGAUCGAUCUUCGGACUCUGUAUCCAUGGGAUAAGCAGACCGUACUCCAGAGUGUUCGCAAGACAGGACGAGCCAUGGUUGUCCACGAAGCUAUGGUGAAUGCAGGCAUUGGUGCUGAAGUUGCCGCCACCAUUCAAGAAGACCAUGAUACAUUCCUGCGAUUAGAGGCACCAGUCGCUCGAGUUGCUGGGUGGAGUAUUCACUCGCCUCUGCUAUAUGAAAAGUUUAAUGUUCCUGACGUUGCUAGAAUAUAUGAUAAUAUCAAGAAGUUGUUGAACUAUUAGUAGAAGAAUAAUGGAUGGGGGGGUAAAACGGUUACCAAAACAGCCAAGAUAGCUAGAGUCGUAACAUAGAAAUUCGAGGAAUCGAUUCUUUGUGGAGCACACAUGAUUUGAUGA